Molecule: messenger RNA, 1941 nt
Organism: Penicillium taxi
Lineage: Eukaryota; Fungi; Ascomycota; Eurotiomycetes; Eurotiales; Aspergillaceae
Product: WD40 repeat domain-containing protein
Exons: 3
Coding region: 1-1941 (646 amino acids)
Molecular function (GO): protein binding
Source: RefSeq, a predicted model, not a curated record
AUGGCUGAUCAACGGUUGCGCAAUGUGGGGGUUGCGGCCCUUGCGGCUGUGUCUCAGUACCCACGUGCUGUUAACGAGGAGAAUAGCUCUUUCCUUGUGUCCGAGGUCGUGAACGCCGUGACAGGUGAUUUCCACACGAGCCCGGCGUUCGAUUUCUCGACCCGUUCCCGGUCCCCGGGUUGUACUGACAGCGACAUGGUCAUGGAAAGUGCUUUCCUGAGCCCAGAGGGCUCAAAUGAUGACGACACCACCAUGAAGGAUACAUACGAACCUAUCGAACAUCAUCCGUCAACCGCUGAUUCGGACGACGACUUAGACUUGUUGCAUUUUUACCCCGGCGAGGAACAUGUUUACCGCCGUGAUAUAUGGAUACCGGAAGCUGAUAUCAACCUUGAUGAUUUCUAUCAGCGGGUCAAUUACGAUACUCCCGAUAUCAACCCCGAGGCGGCAGCAGACACGACGGAAUCUUUUCCGGACGAGUCAGGAAUAGGUGAACUCCAUCCUACAUCUAUCAUUCAUACAGCGACAUACGAACGAAACCUCACUGUAGACGAGUUCAUCCAACGAUGGGUGAUUCAGACAACACCCAUCCACCGAGGGGUUCACGCUGAAAAUCGAGCGCCCCCAGUACUGCAUGAUGAACUGGAACCCCCGCUGAGCAUCCGUCGACCUCACAUUUACGAACGGGGUGUCUUCGACCUGCAGCAGAUUCCAUGGGCGGAUAUCCUGAAGGUGAAGCGAUCUGACGCCCGCUCGCUCCGCGACGCUUGGUAUACCUCGUACCAUAACCUCGAUUACCAUUAUAUCUGCGAUGCAGCCCAGCUGCAAUCGACGGAAACAUUUUUCCGAGAAAAGGCCAUGCAUACCGCGCACAAAGCCAGUAUCGAGCACUUCCAACUUCGCAAUCUCAUGUCUGUGCCGGCCUACAACACCGUGCAUUUCGCUAGUCGCUCGAAGAUCUACUCGUGGACACCAGACUACGACAGCAUCCGCUGCUUAAUUGACCUCGAGCGUCCAGGCUCCGACGCCCCAUUCCUAGGCCCCGUCAAAAUCUCCAGCAUGAAAACAGCCCACGGGCUUACAAUCGCAGGUGGAUUCUGCGGCGAAUACGCCUUAGCUGCAGACGAAGGAGCGGGGGCAAAGGGCCUGGUGACCCCCGACCCCAGCGACGGCAUUACGAACCACGUGGAUGUCGUUCCCAACCGGACCGGCCGGUCUCCAAUCUGCGUGUUUGCCUCUAACGAUCGCCACCUUCGCGUGCUGGACUGCGAGACAAAUGUCUUCCUCUCAGACCAGACCAUGUCCCGCCCAAUCAACUGCACCGCUACUUCCCCAGACACCAGACUACGGGUCGUGAUCGGCGACUCCCCAGACGCAUGGGUCAUCGAAGCAGACACGGGCCGCCCAGUGCACCCCCUCCGCGGCCACCGCGACUUCGGCUUCGCCUGCGCCUGGUCUCCAGACAUGCGCCACAUCGCAACAAGUAAUCAAGACAAAACAGUCCGGAUCUGGGACGCGCGCACCUGGCGCAUCCUCGAAACGAUAGACUCCGACGUCGCAGGCUACCGCUCUCUCCGCUUCUCGCCUGUAGGCGGUGGCCCCCGCACACUCCUCUGCAGCGAGCCAGCCGACCGCAUCUCAAUCCUCGAUGCCCAGCUCUUCCAGUCGCGCCAGGUGCACGACUUCUUCGGCGAAAUCGGCGGCGCGGACUACUCGCCCGACGGCUCAACGAUCUGGGUCGCAAAUACUGAUCCGCAUCUAGGGGGGUUCAUGCAGUAUGAGCGGCGCCAGUGGAACGCGCCGGCUGGAGUUGUUGAACUUCCGAAUGAAUGGGGUCGAGAGGCUGAUUUGGAUGGGCGGUGUAUGACUAGUGCGAAGGAGAGGCAAUUACGCUUUUUGCGAAACCUGUCUGAUGAGGAACACGAUUCGUUUUUAUUCUAG